This is a messenger RNA of Tyto alba (common barn owl), 20072 nucleotides long. RefSeq names its product phosphate cytidylyltransferase 1B, choline (gene PCYT1B). The coding region runs from base 5280 to 6353 and encodes 357 amino acids. The transcript is spliced from 9 exons. Gene Ontology annotation, biological process: CDP-choline pathway. Gene Ontology annotation, molecular function: phosphatidylcholine binding; choline-phosphate cytidylyltransferase activity. NCBI's taxonomy places the organism in Eukaryota, Metazoa, Chordata, Aves, Strigiformes, Tytonidae. The record is from RefSeq and is a predicted model, not a curated record.
AAGAUUUAGUCUGUUUACUGACCACGCGCUCAUCACAUGCUCGGCAGGUGAUGUUCCGGCCUGCAGCUUCUCACGCUCGCAACAGGGUGUUCCACAACGUUGCCUCAUUUAUCCACAAUCAUCCCUAAUCUAAAGUUGUUUUAGACCUCCCCAGGUGAUAGCUGCAGUCGCAGAGUUCGUAAGGGAACGUCACCUGCGUGCUGAUUCCCACAUUGUCAGUUGGGAGAUCUGGGGUAUCGAGUUGAAGGGUUGAUCCUUCCAGCUCAUGAUAUGGCUUGACUUUUCUUGACGGUAUCCACUGAGGACCUGUGGGCGACAAAACACAAGCAUACCCCUGCCCCCACACCAGCAGGUCUACUGGCCCUUUCCAGGUUGGGUCUCCUUCAGGAUCCUUAUACAAACCCUUGGUUUAGCUAUGGAGUCAAUUGUGGUGCUAAAAUGUUGCUCCACCGCUGUCAGGGCUAAACAAUUUCUGUUUAAAAAAUAGAGAGUAUAUAAAGCCAUUGCUAGCUGAUUAUGUGGUGUGUCCGGAGAAUUCCCCCUUCUUUGUUUUAAAAUCAGGGCUUUUAGUGUAGCAUGUGCGCAUUCAACUAUUGCCUGUCCUGUGGGGUUAUACGGAAUACCCAUCUUAUACCAAAUUUCCCAUUGCUGUAAAAAUAGUUGUCUAUUUCGAGCUGUGUAGCCGAAGCCAUUAUCAGUUUUAAUUUCUUUUGGCACCCCCACAUUCGCAAAACAGCUCAGCCAGUGACUCCAUACGUGCAUGGCCUUUUCCCCAGGGAAGGGGGGAAUGUGGCAUGUAUCAUCCCAGAAAAUGUAUCAACCGUUACAUGAACCUACCAUCAGUGACCAAACGAUAGUAUAUGCAUUAUGUCUGUUUGACAAAUUUCAUUGGCUUCCAGGCCUCUGGGAUAAACCGCAUUGUCAGAGCGGGUACCCAGUACAGCAAUAUCACAAGCUGAGCUAUUUUUUUUUCCUGGGGAAAGUACACAAAACCCUGAUGUCUGCAACAUUACCUCCUUCUGAUUGUCUGCAUCAACUACCCCCAUAAUUACUCACAGUCCUUGCAUGGACAUGCUGGAUUGACCCAAAACUAAACCUACCAUUCCCAAGGGUGAUGGCCCAUAGACUCCAGCUGAAGCCAGAUGUUACAUCUGGCUCUUUAAGGAUCAGUUCUGUGGCAAUGACAAGGUCCAACCCUGUGCUGCUGCCUGAUGCUGCACAGAGCUUGUGAAUCCUUCAGCCCAGCUGUGGAGUACUUGGGGAUUGUUCCGAAAGGCCCAGGCAUUUGUUGGGGCGCCAGGCCUUGCGCCCCUCCUCCCGUUUCCCAAAAGAAGCAUACCAUUCUUAAUCAAAUUUUGACCAAUAUUGGUUAGCCCAGUAAAAUCCUUUCCCACACCUGGGACAAGGUUUAGAAGGUGAUGGAUUUUGCUCCUUUCCUUGUUUGAAAUCUUUUUUAAAAUGCCCAGGCUUCCCACAUGAGAAGCAAGUUCCCCUUGGUGCUGCUUUAUUUCCUCCGUGCUCUACUGAUAAGGCUGUGAUGAGGAGCUGUGCCUUGUGGUCCUCAGUACCUACAUUUUUUCAAGCUUGCAGAUAUUCACCAAGCUCUCAGGUUUUUCCCCGGAUUGGUGCAAGCACCACUUGACAGUCAGUAUUAGCACUGUCAUAUGCCAGUUGUAACAUUAGGGCUUAGGUUGCCUCAGAGUUCUCUACCUGACCAGAGAUCACCACCUGUAAACAAUCAGUAAUUUGCCAAUAUGACUCCUGAGGCCCUUGCUGGAUGGUCGCAAAAGAACCCAUUCUGUGUUCCCCAUCAGGUACCUCUUUCCAUGCUAUUACGACAGCUCAGGAGUCCUGGGUACACAAGCACUGAUCUUGCCAGGCUUGAACGUGGGGGUCUAUAUACUGCCCUUCACCGACCAGCAUAUCAUAGCUUAUCAGCAUGCCGUCAGUCAAAUUUUCGAUGGCUUGUUUAGUACAGAGAUCAACAUACUCGGUUUUCCAGAUGGACUACUGUGCCGCCGUUAAUACCGUUUGUGUAAGUGCUUGCCAAUCCCACAGAACCAUUUGAUACUCAUUAGCAAUUCCCUCCAAUAUACCCCUUGUAAAUGGGCUUUGAAGCCCAUUCUCAGUAAUGCUUUUCCACAGUUCUUUAAAAACUGCAUACGGCAGGGACUCAUGCUGCAGCUGCUGGUUAGGUCUUGAAAUUACCAGAAAAGCCAGAGGGUCCCCAUUAUUUAGUGCCUCCUUAAAACGUGUUUCUAGCCCAGACCCUUUUCCCUAUAUCUCCACCACGAAUGCCUCAGGUGGGGGAGGUGGGGGGUCGGCGGUGGGCUGACGGGGAGCGGGGCAUGCCGCCAGCGACACGGGGCAGGGGAGAGGAGGAGGAGGGGAAAGGGGGGGUUGGAGGGGCAGAGGAGCAGCGGGCCGAUCGCACGGGACCCGCAGCUUCGGAGGUUCAGAUUCUAGUUCCUCAUCUUUACCCUUUCCAUCCCAGCUUGUUUCUCCCGGGGGAGCACUGGGGGUUUCCUCUUUCUUCCGUUGGGACGGGGUACCCACGGGUUCUACUAUUUCUCCCUCCAAUGGCUGUAAAUCACCAUGAAAAUAGCACAGAGGUAGGAACUGAAAGCCCCAGCUCUUUUUUAGUUCUAAACUCCUGUCCAACCUUCCACCAUAAUGCUAAAUCAAAACUUCCGUCUGCCGGGAACCACAUAAAAUACCUAAAGAUAUAGCACAAUAACUCAUGCAGUUGAUCAUCUGUUACCAAACACUGAGUAGCCUUCAAUAGCUGCUUUAAAACUUGCAUAUACAGCUUUUGUUCCUUAGAAAGCCCUGAUCCCAUGAUUUAAGAGAUAGAGAAAAGAACAAUUUCUUAGAAAGCCCUGAUCCCACAAUUUAAGAGAGAGAGAAAAAGAGAAAGAAAACCCCUUCUGUUCUUCUGUAUGCCGGCAGCUUUCCCAAAGCUGGGUGCUGCUGCCUGGUACUUACCAGAUGUAUGAAUACUCUAGUCCAGACAUCACAUUCCUCCUUGGCAUACGAGCACGCUGCUGUCUUCUGUUCCUCACACGGGGCACCACUGCUGGUCUCGGGCCAGCCGGCAUCAGGGCGACGCACUGAAUCACGACAAACUCACUCAAUUUUGUUGAAGGGGGAGCAUUGCCAAGAGCAAACGCUACUGCUACGCUGUAUGCGUGCCCCCAAUUUAUUACCAAAUGUUUACAUACUUUUCAUUUCUGCUUUUACAUCCUAUGGACCUUUAGAUUUAGUCUGUUUACUGACCACGCGCUCAUCACAUGCUCGGCAGGUGAUGUUCCGGCCUGCGGCUUCUCAUGCUCGCAACAGGGUGUUCCACAACAUUGCCUCAUUUAUCCACAGUCAUUCUUCUAAUCUAAAGGUCAGUUUACACUUUUGCUAACCACCAAUUCUUCAUUCCCACACCUUGCUAGACAUGAAAAGAAUGGAUUCAGACUGGGUUUCUUAAGAGGCCAAAUGCAUGGAGGGCUCAGAGAAAAGACCUGUUAGAGGUUUUUGCAUGCAUACACCUGACUUUGGUGGGAUGGGGAGGUAGGGUGUGUUCUGCUCAUCUUGAUGCUAUAAGAGAUGCCUUCACUUGCAUGUGUCAAGAGUAUUACACACCAGCCUUCAAUUUAGGAGCAAAAACUGUGUCCAGGAAAGGAUAUAGUUGAGUUUCAAGUAUAGUUGGACUCAGUUAAGAAAACUGAAGCUUUACAAGUCCUCUCCUCUAAAAUGACUUGGAUCUGUCUGCCUGUGCCUUCAUCAAGAAACCUGGGGAAACUGGUGGGGUUUGUGCUGUUUCACCACAGAUUAACCUUGAUCUGUUUUCCCAAUAACAUCAGUGUUGACCACUGCUCAAAGAACUUGCCAUCAUUUGCAGAAUUUUCUGGAGGAGCGUUUCCUGCUCAUGAAAAUACGUAGGCACUGACCAGCUUCUUACAAAGGCAGGUAGCACCAGCACUUACGAGCCACUGGAGAGGAGAUAGAACUCUGUCCUUAUGGCUGCUACACUGUUGCAGCAGCAUUAGCUAGUAGUAUUCUGUCUGUAUAUACUGACAACUUUCAACCAUCUAGAAGAGAGAAUUUUUAUGGUUCUGAAAAUGAAAAUUGUCUUCCUUCCCCACAAGGACUCCUUUGCAUUGGUAAGAGAGAAAUAACAAACCUACCAGACAUUGAUACUCCUAACUUAUCUACCCAGUUUCCUGUACAACGCUACCUCUCAUUGCUGGACCUACUCUUAGAUGGAAGCAGAAGCAGCACUCUAACCGCCUGUAGCAGCUCCCUGGUGCCGAAGGAGACUGGCCACCCCAACAGCCAGGGUGCCCAUUCCCAGGCACAUGAGGGAACAAGACCAUCCCUCUCCACAGCAGCUAGUUAUUACGUCAGCUUAGCUGCAGCAAACCUGCAUCCUUGGAAACACUUGACAACUACAGGAAGAAUGCCUGUCUGACCUACAGACAGCUUUCCAUUUGGUGCAGCGUAACCACUGUUCAGUUUAUUUCUUUCUUUUUAAACACGUGCACAAAACAAGGUCACACCACCAAGCACGAUGUGGGGUUCAAAUUCAGAAGUUACUCAAAUUUUUAAGCUACAAUAGAGGAACAUUUAGAAAAUAACAAUAUCAUGAAAUUCUUCAGUUUGAAUAAAAAUAGAGUGAUACUGAAUUUCACAUAUACCUAGCUUUCACAUGCUUUGGAAUUUUGAACUGACUGGCUUUUAAUGCUUUUGAUUAAAAUAAAACAAUACUCUUUGUCAGCUGUCAUACAAAGAGUGGCGUGUUUGUCAUUCAGGUGAUGCCAUGAUUUGAGCCAGUACACAGUGAUACAGUUAAUUUACCAAACUGAAGUUGUUGCCAUAUCUCCACUGUGGGCCAGUGCAGAUCAAACAAAAGCCUUCUUCAUGAAUGCUAGUUCAAUCCUGACAUUCAUCUCUGGCCAUAACAAGAAUGCAUCUGUUUCCCGCAGCACAGCAUAACAAGCAUAUUUAAUGCUGCAGGGGAAAAAAGAGGGCAGGGGCCAGAGGAUGUGCUUCGCUUUGGAAAAGAAAAAUAACCCAGCAAGAUCUGGGACUUCCUCUGCUAAAUGGCUUUAUCACAGCAGAUUACUUUGAGCUGAUCUUUAAUCUCCCUUGGGACAGUCAUACAAGAACAACUUGGCAUGACCUUUGCUCAAACGUCUUUUAAGUAAAAGAAGUGGGAAUUCUGCUGUGCAGUUCCGAGCCACCCAAGGUUCUCUCAAGGAAAGUGUGAUAGCUGAAGAGAAAAGUGCAUGAGAAGCACAGUAACGAAGAUGGUAGGCAGCCAAAAACAUGGUACAGAAGAGGAAGCUCAGGAAAUUCCUCGAUUUCAACAAAAGACUCUGACGGCACCUGCUCCAUUUGCAGAUGAAACGAGCUGUCAGUGCCAGGCCCCCCAUGAGAAGCUAACCAUUGCACAAGCCCGCCUGGGAACACCAGUUGACAGACCCGUCAGAGUGUACGCAGAUGGGAUAUUUGACCUCUUCCACUCUGGCCAUGCUAGAGCUCUUAUGCAAGCCAAAACUCUAUUCCCAAAUAGCUACUUAUUAGUAGGAGUUUGCAGUGAUGAUUUAACUCAUAAAUUCAAAGGCUUCACUGUGAUGAAUGAAACUGAGCGAUAUGAAGCCCUCAGACACUGUCGUUAUGUGGAUGAGGUCAUCAGAGAUGCACCCUGGACACUGACACCUGAAUUCCUUGAAAAACAUAAGAUUGACUUUGUAGCCCACGAUGACAUCCCGUACUCCUCCGCUGGCUCGGAUGAUGUAUACAAACACAUAAAGGAGGCAGGAAUGUUUGUACCAACGCAGAGAACCGAAGGUAUCUCCACAUCGGAUAUCAUCACAAGGAUCGUCCGGGACUACGACGUGUAUGCCCGGCGCAACCUCCAACGAGGAUACACCGCCAAAGAGCUGAAUGUUAGUUUUAUAAAUGAGAAGAAAUACCGCUUUCAAAACCAAGUGGACAAAAUGAAAGAAAAAGUCAAGAAUGUGGAGGAAAAAUCAAAAGAAUUUGUUUACAAGGUGGAAGAGAAGAGCCAUGACCUCAUUCAGAAAUGGGAAGAAAAGUCCAGGGAAUUUAUUGGCAACUUUUUAGAGCUGUUUGGACCUGACGGAGCCUGGAAGCAGAUGUUCCAGGAACGAAGCGGCCGAAUGCUCCAGGCUUUUUCUCCCCGGCAGAGCCCGAACAGCAGUCCUACGCGAGGCCGUUCUCCGUCCCGUUCCCCAUCUCCGCCCUGGGUUUUCAAUAAAGCCUCCCCUCCCUCUUCUCCAAAAGCUGCCUCUGCCUCCCUCAGCAGCAUGAGCGAGGGAGACGAGGAUGAAAAGUAAAAUAACUAUUUUUUUAACCAUGAGACAGAAGAACAAGCUAUGAACUCAACCGCUGGAUGGGGAGAAGCGUGAGGAACAUCUGGGGUAUCUCUGACAGCAGGGAACGUGCUCUGGGAGAAGAUGCUGAAAACGGACUGGAGCACAGCAAGGGAGAUCUCAGGAAGAGCUUCUCCCAUCCCCACUCCCUCGCGGUGCCCGGAGGCCCGGCCAGCAGCGCUUGCCAGGCACGGAACCGGGGACUGACAGAAAAACAGAACACCCUUGUGCAAGUUCCUGUCCCCCUCCUGCUGCUCACAGCUGCUGCGGCCAGGCCGGGGAACUCCGCACCGAGCGGGGCCUGCAGGACCGGCCCCCUCAGCUCCCGAGCCGGGCCCGGCCCGCCACGGCCACGGCCACCUGGACGGAGAAGAUGCGGUUGUAGCGGGCCCUGCUUGCCUCCAGCUCUUCUGGCACGCGAAGAAACGGCAUUGCUGCAGCAAAUACGUUCAGAAACGGGAAGUAAAAGUUCACUUUUUUUUUUUCUUUUUGAAUGAAAUCUGCCCCAGACGCCAAACCAUGCCAGUGAAAUGGAAAGCUCUCCAGCUGAGUUGGUGGAAAUCCCUUUAAUAUAUAUAGAGCUAUUGAAUGCUGCUUGUUGACCAAGCCUCGGUACGGGGUGUAUGUAAAGAGUCAGGCUGCAUUUGCUUUAUCAAAUCGCUCUCCGUGCUCCUAGUGCCUGAACAGUUACCUGAUAACUUGUUUUGCUCCCUGGCUUUGUUGCACGUUGGAGGCAAGAAAGUACGUGAAAAGAUAGCUCUAGCUGGAAGGCAUUGUAGGAAACAGAUAGUUUGAAGACAUUGGUGAUUUUUAGCGGUGAAUUCUAAAAAACACACGUGGGAUCCCAAGGCCUUGGGACGUGGCCUCCUAGGAACCCUUGCUGCUUCCUGCUGUCGCCAAACGACGAGCACAACAGCGCUGCUGUCCUCACGUGCUACUCAGCCAGUCAAACGGAUUUCUCACAUUCUAUAACCAAGCUGUGUUCACAGACAUGCCGCCCCCGCAGGGGUCUCGAGGCCAUUCCUCUACACUAACAUGGAAGAAAAAGUUGGAAAAAAACAAUGGAAAUCUUUUAAACGGGAUUAGGCGUGGGGAUUUUCCUUCUCAGUCCGCAACACCGGUACAGCCCCAAGCAGAGCCACAGAAGGGGCAGCACGAGUGAAGCUCUCCCUCCCCCUCGACGCCCUAGCUGAUCUCCUCCCAGCUUGGCACAGCCAGACCUGCCCGACGUCCAGCUCCACCGUUCCGUCCCGCAGCUGGCACCCGGUGAGGCGGCCACCGACUCGCAGGAUUUCCGAAGGUGGGGGACCCCCCACUCCCCAGGGCUGCCCUGCCCCACAGCCCGGAACGCCGCGGGCAGCACCCAGCCCGCAUCCCUGGGGUAGGGCUGUGAAGCAAUGAUGUGGUUUUGCUCCCGGGCUUGUUCUCCAGCCCAGCGCCCACCGGGGUACCAGGCCAGCCAGGUGAAGGGUGCAGGCAGGUGCCUGUCCCAGGGGAGGGGAUGGGGAGGCAGGGGGCUCUGAGCAGCUCUUGGGAAAGAAUGGAAGGAGCAAGGUGACCGAGUGCCUGAGCACAGGGGGCGGGGGUAGUACCUGCUGGCAGCAACCCCCCCAGCCGGCUACCGUCCUUACCUCACGAGUGACCUAGUAGGUAAACUCCUUUCACCCCUGCCAGACACUUUCCCAGGCAGGUAAAUUACAAACCCUUCUACCAGGCACCAAAUGAGCCCCGCACACUGCUCAUCCCCUACAGCUUUCAUCCAUUCCCCACCACAGGGUAACCAGUUUUUCUUUGCGAACGUUUUGCCAGAUACUUCUCGGACUACCACAAGACUGAGUACAAAAUAUCUUGUGGCUUGCUGUGGCCUCUCAAGUCAAGCUAGAUCCUUCACAGAGCUGCCAAGAGAGACAAGCAGGGCAGAGGGGGGGACGUGCAAAGGGAGAGCCACAGCUAGUUCAGCUGCUGCCAGCUGUGCACCCGAUGGGACGAUGCAAUUAAGACCUUUCUCAGCCUUAGGCAACCUGUUACUGUAAUUUCGUACUUGGGAUGCACUUGUUAGUUUUUCUGAUCCUUUGCAAGUCUUAAGUCUUCCCAUCACAAACCACUCCUCCACCAUGGGAACCGUCUGCUCUCUACUGGUGCUGUUUAUAUGAUGAGCCAUGUCCAAAUGCAAGGGAGGUGGGCAGAUUUUUGUUGUUCUUGGCUUUUACCGUGGUUUGGUUGGGUUUUUCUUAUAUUUUUUUUUUGUUGUUGUUGUUUUUUAAAUUUCAUAGCACUUACUGUUCAGCAGCCCUUGUUCGGUGGUUUGAGUGGAAGACAGCACCAUGACUUGUAAAUAGGAACUGGAGAAAAACUCACCAGUGACCUCCACUUAUCAGAAGCUGUUUCUCAGUCACAGGUGGCUACCCAGCAACAAAGCCAUAUACUGUACCAGGCGUCCUUCCGCAUUUAGGAUAUCAAUAAGCUGAAGCCUUUGCCCUGCUGGUACAGACACCAAUAUCCAUGUGCUGUCUCCAGCAAACCAGAACCUCAUUGUCCCUGGACACGUGGAGGGCAAUUUUGCACUUCUGAGUCAUGGUUGGGUUUUAUUUUUCAUGAGUGUUGCUUUAAUUCAGUCCUAUUUAUCAGCCGAGCUCCACGUGAAAAAUAAAGUGUACGACAGAUACGGCUGCCUCUCACCUUUCAUUUCACAGCACCUCUGGACGCACAAGCACAGCCCCCAGCGGAAGCCCCGCUGACAGCACAGCGCUUGUCAUCCCCGUCCUCUGCACCCCAAGGCUUUACACCCCCCCAAGUGCCACGAGCGGCUUCACCAGCCUGCCCAAGCUCCUGCUGCUUGGCUUACAGCUGCUGCUCUCCGCUCGGACGGGGUCGCCUCUCUCCUGGCCUUCACCCGCUUUUUUCGGGCUGCAGGGUAAAGGUGGGGAAGCGCUGCCGCAGCCGCCGGGGCCCCGCUUUGGACACCAGCGAGUUUGAGACCUCCCUUACCCUCUGCCGCAGCACGGCGGAAUCGGGAGCCACUAUUUCAGUUCUUCCUUCUGAGUGGAAGGAAGAGGCAGUGCUUUUGCAGCCAUCCUGGUUCUGCUUCUGAAAACCACCCCCAGCGGCAGAAGCUGUGAUGCUCUGGUGUGCGCAGAUGUGCCCGAUCUAGGCAAAACUGCGGCAGGAACAUGAGCCACGGGGACAGACCCUGACACUGGCCUCGGGACUCGGCUCCUCCUCCAGCUCAGUCAGUCGGGCGGCUCAAUGCUCCCGCUUUCGUCUUUUCUGUAAAAAAGAAGUUAUCACUGCAGCAGCUGUAGAAAAGACUGAUGAUUUAUUGAACAGCCCCAGGCAGGGAGAAGCUUAACUAGCGGACAGGGGCUUAGGACUGCCCAGCUAAGAUUUUUAAUUACGGAAUAAGCAAAUUGCAAAGUCAUUCAGCAUGGCAGAGAAACUAUUUAAAGGCAGAGAGUCCACACCAAAAUGCUCGCUGGUAAUGCAAGCUUUCUUAAGGCAGAUUUGGGGCUGUUUUGAGCAGUGUCUUGCACCACCUGGGAGAUGCACAAGACACCCUCGCACGCUCCCAGGCGCAGGAGAGUCGGCCCGGCUGCAGCCCCGCUCCGCUCCUCCCCGAGCUGCCCCCGCAGCGGGACCACGUCUGAGCGGCGCCUGCCCACGGUCUCGCUGCCUCCCGGGCGCCAGCCCCACGCACACAGGGAUCCCGGCUCCCACCGGCCUGGCCCAAACCCAGGGAGAAGAGCAGCCACCACCGCGUCGGGCCCCCCCCCGGGAAGGCGGCACAAAGCCAGAGCUGCAGCGCCCUGCGGUAGCUUCUCCCCCUCCUGCAAGCAAGUGCCGCGUUAGACUGGUGCGGAACAAGCUUUAGAUCCAGUAGGAAGAGCUGUAAAGCAUUUUGUCACUGGUAUUUCAUUGCACCGUAGAAACUCUGAAAGCACGGGCAAGGAGCACGACUGGAGGUGGGCAGGACGUCCCCACUGUCAACUCAGACAAGCUCAUACGGAACAGGCAGGAAAAUCUUUGAAAUGCGACUGAAGGAACAGUGAUGAUCUGCAGUAGAAGGCAGAGCUCUUGUGCCAGCGCUUGUGAAACAUCCACACUAUUCCUUAGUUUUAAAUUCUUCCAUCAUUUACGCAUGAAAUAGAACAUCUUGUAACUCACAGGGAUGAUUUAACUCAAAAGGCUCAAGAAAGAUAGACAUAUAAAAAAACCCCAACAUUAUAAUUUUGUAUGUGUAUUAUUUCCAAAUACUGUAGGGCCGUAAUUCUCAAGAAAAUAUUUAGAAUAGCACAAAGCACUACUGACAGCUGGCAGUUGGGCGAAGUGAAACAGGCAUUUCAAAUGAAGCUACAGGAAAACUGCAGAGGAAUCCUGACUUCCCAAGAGGACCGGCUCAGAGCUAGGACCAUUUAUCAAGGAUACAGCUAGACUAAAUCCCUAGCACUGCCCAUUCUGCUCUCUCCUUGUCCACACAGUUUUCCCUUCUACGUCUGUAAGUCGCCCCGCUGGAAAUCAUGCUGUUUGCUUCCACGUUCUCUCCCUGGGGCAGGGAAGGGGUGAUUCUGGCCGGGAGGCAGGGCAGGCUCCACACCUUGCUCACCUGGGAGUCACAGCCACGCGCUGCAAGUGCAGCUGCCAGAGGACUGUAAAACAGCCGGAGUCCAACGCCGCUGGCAGAUCCUUUACCUCCUUCCCCACUCCAAAGCCUUCGCUCAGGAAAGUGAAACGGUUUAAAUUCCCCUUGGAACAUGACGUUUGAGGCUUUGCCUCCUCAAGCACAACCCUUGCUUUUCCACUCCGAAGUCUCGGGAGAAUGACUUCUGCCAGCAGAAGCCGGCCGGUGGGUCCCCAGGGCUGCGUCCCUGCGUUCCGCCCAGCCUGCGGUCAGAGCAGAUUCCUGUUUGGGUGCAGGGAGAACCCCCUGGGGAACAAGAAGGUCCCCUGAAUCAACACCAGGCCGAUCACCUCAGCUCAGCAGGAAGGAAGGGUUUGACACGCCAUUGAAUUUGCUUGUAAAAACCCAGGGUAAUAAUAAACCAUCAUGGGGAGAGUCCUAUAGGAUGGCACAUAAUUAAGCAGCAAUUUCACUUGAGUCUAGUGCAAAAGACAUCUCACCUCCGCCUAAAAGAGCUGAAAAAGGACCAGAAAAUGGACCAAGGGCUUUGCCUCUUGCAUGGAGUCCCUUUCAGGCAGCACGCUAUCUUAAGAACCCCUCUUUUAAUCCUGUUUUGAAGAGACCUUUUUUUCCCCCUCUCAAAAUACAGUGUGUGUCCUCCAACUGCACACACACACACAGAUUUUCUGCCCUUCUCUUUCUAAAGGAAAGGCCCUUUCCUGGUGCAUGCAAAGAAGGGCAGCAUUGCAGCAUUAGCAUUUCUAAUCCGCCUGAGGGACAGGAGACUGAUGCAGAAAGGAAUAAAAAUAGUUGAAAGCCGGUGGAAACGCAGCUUCGCCGUGUUAACAGGGGAACGUGGGGCUGAGCCUCCCAAUGACAACUGAGCCUCUUCCUAUGACAAGUCACUCCGACGAUCUCCCAGCUGCACGCAGCAGGCUCCCACAUUAAAACCAGCUCCUCUGGCAAGAGGUUUGAAUUCCCCUGCCCCAGCAGUUACUCAAGGCCAGUUUAUGGUUGGGCCAGUACCUUUUCUCAGCUCAAACAGUCCUUUCACACUUGGUAUCUCCAUCCCUUUUUAGAUAUUCUCUCCCACAGCAUCCAUCCUUCCUUCAAUGAGAAACCCUAAGUUCAUCAGCCAGGUAAGGCAGUUUUGCCUUUCAGACAAACACAAAAGCCUGCUCCAUAUACUGGAGUGUGCCAAAAAUAUAAUCUGAAGACAAACGAGCAAAACAAAUUUAAGGAGGAAAUGAUGCCUGUGGAAGUAUGACCUCCUUUAAUCCUUUUCAAAAGGCAGUUUCACCCCACGAAGAGACAACUGUCCUCUAAAAGGAUUAGAAGGUCACAGGGCUUGAUCCCAAUUUUCUUUGGUAAUAGUUCAUGGUCUGUGAUAUACAGAAAUACUGGAUAGACUCUGUGGAGCCAUCAGGUUUUUGAUCACUUACAUUUUCCUCUCAUCAUUUUGGCAGCUCAGCUUUUCAUUUACAUUUAGGUUUUGGAUAAGAGUCUCAUCUCCCUAGGCACGGGGGAUUCCUUUUGCUGCCCAGCAAACAAACACUCACAGCAGAGCAGCAAAUGCUUGGAAGAGCCCAGACACACAUCUGAGAGGGGGGCAGCCCAGACCCCUACCCUGUCCGAUUCUCUGCCAUUGACUGUGACUUCAGCAAGUACGUGUCUCCUGGUUUCAGCUGGAAUAGAGUUAAUUUUCUUCCUAGUAGCUGGUACAGUGCCGUGUUCUGGAUGCAGUGUGAGAAUAACGUGGAUAACACGCUGAUGUUUUAGUUAGGAUAAGUCUCUCACUUUUUCAUUUCAAAACUAAUGCAUAAAACAGCAGGAACGCAGUUACUUUGCUACUUGGCCAUACUGAAGAUAUUUUGCGUUACCUGUUUAAAAGUUAACUAGUUUCACUUCAACAGUGCCCUGCACUUGCACCACUACCAUACAUGGCUAAAAGCCAAAUGCCAAAACAAAAUAUGAAGCUAUCCCUCAGAGAAAAUUUACGGGGCUUUUUGUUUUGGUUUUUGCUUGUUUGUUUUUGGUUGUUGUGUUAUUUUGGUUUGGGUUUUUUUGUUUUGGUUUGGUUUGUUUUUUUGUUUUGUUUUUUUUUUUUGCUUUGGUUAUCUAAAAGGCCUCUCCCAAACAUGUGCAUUUAUUCCAGAAAAGAACAAGAACAUUUUAAAUACUUGUUCACAUGCAAACAGAAGACUGCAUAAGGCCUAUGCCGUAUGAGAACUAACAAGAUUUCCCACCCCCACCCCCCAAAUAGCUGGGUCCCAACUAGACAUUAAUUCAAACAGUGUAGCAAAUCUUGGGUGGUUUAAUUUUUUUUUCUUCCCCCCAGUACCUUUUCUUCAAACCAGCCCACAGCACAUACUUGUAUCACAGACACAAAGAGAACAUGGAGAACAGUCAGAAAACACCAAGAAGCUCACACUCUGUAGCUUUUAAAGACAUGCAAGAAAAAAAUAAUGCCUUGAAGUCAAGCACCGCUAUUCUGACACCUUUCAACUUCCAGUUUCUGGCAAUUCAGUCAAUUUGUCAUUAAGAACAUAAACUACAUAGAAGCUAAUUAAAAUGCAGCUAGCCAUUAUACAAAGAGUGGUGGUACUACCAUGCCAUGCGCAGAGUUGACUUCACCCACUAACUGAAUGAAAUUUUAUCUACAGAAAGUGCCCAAGAUGAUCCUUCUGCAGGUUUUACCCAGCUGUUCAACUGUUUAUCGAGAAACUAAAAGUUAGAGAUUAAUUACAUAUAUGAGCACUGACAGUUGUAUACUGGGCACCUUGAUAAAAUACUUCCAUUUGCCAUUCAAAAAAUGUAGAAACUUCAGUUUUCUUGCUGUAAAACACGAUGCUUAGCAAGCCAGCAUUCUUCUUCAUUAAGUGCACAGAGUAAUAGCAGGGCAAAAUGUACUUAAGUAUAUCAGAACAAAGCAGAACCAACCUCUUAAUCCAUCACAACCGGUUAUUUGCAAAAUAUUUUGUGAAGGUGGUAAACUUGCAUAUUGUAACAUACAGGAACAGGCCAUUUUACUUCGUGCAUAAUGUAGCGGGCAGUUUUCAAGCACCCUGCAUCGUACUGACUAUGGACACCCAUUUACUGAAAUGGACACCCCUACCUGAAAAUAAAGAAGGGAAGAAUAUGGUUUCCCUGGUAGUAAAACUUAACCUUUAGUCCACCAACACCCAGAGACAUGGAAACUACCACGCAGCCACGAUUCACACGCACACACAAAACCUCAGCUUCCUUGACCCAAAUGCAAACCUAACCCUGCCUUAAGUGUUGGUCUUCCACAGCCCCGAGGAUUAGAUCAAGUAUUCUUAUGUCUACAAAGAGAUUUGUUAACAUAAGAAUAAAGAGCAAAGCGGAACAGGCAAGGGGAGUCGGGAAAACAUAGGGGAAGCCGUGCACCCCACCGACGGCCCCAAGUCUGCUAGGAUGGCUCUGACGUUUUAACAACUGCCAUCUCCCAACAGUGCAAGUGGGCAUCAGCUUCCACCACACAACCACAAGAAAAUUUUAACGAAGCUGUCCUUUGAAAGCUUUCUAAUGCCAAAACUCAGUCAACACGUGACCUUGAAACCUGGCAGGACCGAAGCUGUCUUCUGAAAAAAAGGCUUUUAAAUCAGCGUAUUUACAUUUGAAAUUAUUAAGUUCAAGAAGACAAUCCACAGUGGCAGAUCAAGAAGGAAAAUCAUCGUACAACCAUCAAAUUGUGUCUCUUAGCUGCACACUAGGAGAAGCAAAGCGACAUGCCUGUUGCCUUGAACUGGGAGACAUAAAGUGGGGAUAGUUUGGGCCAAAGACAAACAAAUUAUUCAAGUCAUUAGAUGGAAAAGGGUUUUCAGAUUGCUGUAACAAGUUUUCUGAAUGGCUCAUGCUCUUAGACAAAACAUAGCAGGCAUUAUGUAUUACAUUCACUUAAUUUUACUCUUACUACUAGAGAAGAUGGUACAAAAGCUUAAGAUAAAACCAGCCUCAGUUAGAUGAUGAAUAUAAACUAAUCUGACAAAAAAAAUGUUUAAUUUUUCCUAUUAAGCAUGCCUGACAUGUUUUAUAUGCCUGACAAUUUAAAAAGCAUCUACUGCAAGAUUUCUCUUUCCAUUUGAAGUAACAAAUUUAAGUACUGAGUAAGUCCAGAAGUCUAAAAAAAGGCAUGCAUUGUAUGAGAAACAAAACCCCUAUUACAAAUUGUUCUCCCACAUAAGCCUGUGUCCUAGAGCCAUAAAUCUUCAUUAUACUGCUGCUGCAACUAGUUGCUUCAUGUUCUACGGACGGCUACUGUCAAAUAUUACGCAGUACAUGCUGACAGACUUUGUAAUUUUGAGCUACUUAAUUAACCACUCGGCUCCUGUGAACAUUCUCUCAUGGCAAGUGGUAAGCAGUGAGGAAGUACACCACACAGAUUAUUUCUCAUCUGAAGUUUUAAAAUAAAAUUUAAAAUAAAUUCUUCAUCUGAAAGAAAAUUAUCUCAGUUCUAGAAAAAUUCCAACCAUCUGGAGUCUCAUUUAUUACUUAAUAAGAAAGUUAAUGAGUCAAGCAAGCUGGGUCCCCAGGCAUUUUCCUGCUUUAGAAUUACUUGGUAAGAAACUUUGUUUUUUCAUUUUCUUGAACAAGUUAUGAGUGCAUAUAAAACUUUAUGGAAAGCUGAAGAAAUUUCAAGGUAGAAGCCUUGGGUGUUAUUUUAUAACAGAUAUUUCAAAUGUCAAGAAUAACCCAAGAAACUUUAGCUUUAGGGACAUUUAAAUAGCAGGGGAAAAAAAAAAAAAACAAACAAAAACAAAAACCAAAACCACCACACAGCACCAAACCCAAAAGGUGCUCAUAUGCUCAAAGCAAACAAUGUGUGGUGACAAACCAUACUGCCACAGCCAGAACAGUCAGAUGCUGGAGUUUCAAGAAUCCCCAAUAACUCACUGUUGGUUCUAAACUGCUGUGGGAGCUUCUCCUGCUUCCAUGUCAGGAAAUCAAAAACUCCGAGCAGCGUGGAUGAAUUGGAGGCAAGCCUUAAUAAUACUGAGCACUAAUGGAAAUGCCACACUCCACAGAAAUAUUAGGAAGUGGCUAAAACUGUAGUCUCUGUCUCUGUUCCCUUCAGAGGAAGGGUCAGCACUGCCAAAGCAGGUCACUCAACCCCCCCUCCAGCCUCCCACGGAACCGCUGCCUCAGUCCCGCACGUCUGCAAACCAGCAGCCAACGGUGAUUCAAGGGGCUAAUCACGCCCUCUCCUGUUACUUGCAUGGAUGUAUGGAACCAGUGAACGAUUAAAUCAGUAAAUUAGGUCUUGAUCGACAGUAAGGGCUAUAAAACUAAAGGAAAAAACCCCAUACACUUCUAUAGCAAAAUGGCUCACCAAACCACGAUAGUCUAGCUGAAUUUUAGCAAAGUUUGAAACACAUACUGCGUACGGAUGGCACCAAAACUCUGUAAUUCAGCUCUUAAUGUUUUGCCAGUGUUAACACCUUUUCUGCUGUGUACUCCCUCAAAAAAAAAAAAAAAACGAACUGGGAGAACACAAAACAAAGCUCAUUUUUAAAAAUAUUAUUUCAUAUUUUCAAAUGGCAGAGUUCUCAGUCACCAAGUUUUAUUUAUAAUGGUUUCAACUUAAUGUUCUUAAACUAUAGCCAUUUCUGGAUUCCUCUAUGAAAGUGAGGAGAAUUUGAGGUUCUUGACAGAGACUUUCUAUUUUAGGCAGUUAUUCAGAAAGAGCAGUUUCUAGAUCAUCGAAUCACAGAAUGGUUUGGGUUGGAAGGGACCUUAAAGCUCAUCUAGUUCCAGCCCCCCUGCCAUGGGCAGGGACACCUCCCACCAGACCAGGUUGCUCAAAGCUCCGACCAGCCUGGCCUGAAUAAGAGGCCUGAACUCUUCUUACCUCAGUGUUCUGAGAAAGGUGCAGUGAAUAGAGAACAGGGAGUAAACCAAGAGUCACUAUGUUAACCCAAUUUUCUCAGACUACAAGAGAAAACUUUCAUCUCAAAAUACUUUAGGGUGUGCAUUCCCACCUGCACUCCCUCACUUCCCUCCCUGCCUCAAGCUACAAACCUAGAGAAACCAGGGGGCUUAUCUGUAUAGAGAAAGGAAUAACAUAGAAAACACGUAUGCAGAAGUGAUGGACCUAGAGUAAUUUCUGUAGUAACUAGUUUUUCAAGAAGCCGGUCGCCCACAAAUGCUUUUGCAGCUCCAUUAUAUUGUAGAAAGAGAAAUCUUCAGAUUUGCAAUCAGCAAAAAAAUUCCUGUUUCAAUUUUUCCACUCAAAUGAAGCACAAUUUUACUUUCCAUACAACUGCCGUCUCUGUAAAUAUUUUGACAUCAGGUCCUUGGCAUAACAGCAAAAUCAAGAAUUGUGAAGUUCAGCUAUGUUAGGACAUGAUUUUACCUUUUUAAAAACAAAUCAAGUUUUUUUGUCACAAGAAUCACUGAAAGAUAACUUCAGAAUGAAAACUAGAGUUUCUUGUGAAAAAUAAGCGUUUCAUAGACACAUCUGACAGGAAUAAACAUAUUUAUGAAAGACAAUCAAAGUUUUAAAGGCUUAGAAUCUACCUGGAAAACUGAUACAAACCAGAUCAAUGUACCUGAAAAUUCAGGGUAACACAAUACAGAAGUGAUUGCAUUUAUAUAUAGUUCUAGAACCAGGUUAGCAAAAAAAUAAAUUAUGCUUGAGAUUUUAAAAAUAAAUUUAGGGGUGAGGGGAGGGGUUACGGGAGCCAGACAUGGAAAUGCUGAAAUACUUCUAUCUAAAAUUACUCUGAUCUCCCAACUGCAGCUCUCUGAGGGUGUCCCUCUUGCAGGCAUGUGUGAAGUUGACCCUGGGCUGCCAAAUCACAAACUGAGCUCCGUAGUGUGUGAAACUGAAUCAAUCCCUUAAAAAUGUUACCGUGUAGUUUUUACACACUUUUGUCAGCAACAGAAAGAAAAAAGAGAAAGAGAAUAUACACAAAUUAUAAACACGGGUAUUGAACUGGAAUCAAUUCCAACACAAGUCUCCAAAUUUAAAGCGUCACCAAGUGAUCUCAUGAAAAAUUAGCUUCCCAGCCCUCCGUUCUAGGUUCAGCUGCCCCAAAUGAUGCCGCCCCAGAGGAAAGGCAACACCAGGCCUCCUUCCCUCCUGGAUGCCAGCUGCGACACAGGCCAGCUCCCCAGUAAGAGUCCUGUCCCGUAACCCGUGCUGGGAACAAACCGGUUUGAUCUCCCCCCACAGCAGAAAACCCAACAGGAGCUUAGCACCGGUGAGAGUUCAGCAGAGACGGCGCGUGUGGGACAGGCAGCAGGUCCCUCGGCAAGGCCAGGCCCCGCUGCGGAGCCCAGGGCCCUGAGGGCGCACCCCUGGAAACACGGCCUGCCGCGGCCUGGGGGGGGGGGGAUCCACGGGGGGUAUGAACUGCGAAGGACUGUCAGUCCAGCACCUCUCGGCGGCAUUCAAUUCAAAGGAAAAGCUUUAAUGAAGCAAAUUAACACUAGUUUGUCGGAAUUGUCACAGACACAUCAAUCCUACCGACACUACGUUACGAAAAAAUCUCUAGAUUUAAGAAACAAACAAGUUCUCUACACCCAUUUCUGAGAUCUUUUAAGGCAACAUAAUACUGCAAUUAAAGUGCGUGAGCUUUACAUUUUCUUAUUUAUUUUUAAUUAGGAAGCCAUUCAGUUACACAAAUCUUCUCUGUUUCAAAUUAAUGUCAACAGCGUAAAUUCUGAUCCUGAGAACAGAUUCAUUUAAGUGGGAUUGCUCUCAUACACUGUUUACUUGUGCAAGCGUUUGCAAGAUUCAGCCCUGAAGUCUCUACACAAUUUAGAAUUAUGUUCCUCAUUUGUGAAUAAACUCACCUUUGAACUCAGAAAUACAUCAUUCUGUCAUGCGCCAUCACAUUCUCUUAAAUUCUGCAAAAACACGUUUAUAUAGAUUAACCCAUAGGCAGGUGAGGAUGUCAGCAAGAAGAGAUUAAGAGCUAUUAGAAACUACAGCAUCUAUAUGGCAACCGAGGAAACAUGUAAGGAAACCGAACACCGCGCAAUCAGACAUGGUUAUCCUCAAGAGAUAAAUAUUAACAUUUAGGCUGUUUUCUACAAAAUUGUUUAUACCAACCAAGACCACUUUGCAGCAUCUAACACAAAGAUCUAGAAGUGCUUAUUUAAGGUGAGGGGCGGAGGGGAAAUGUCUUCCACGUCAAUGAGGUUAAGACUUCACCCUAAAUACUAAGUCUGGGUGCAGGUGAAUAGGAGACUGUGCUACCCUGAAAGAUCCUUCUUGCUCUCUUUUUGGAGAAAGUAAACAGCCAUUUCAAAGCAAAUUAUACAUGCCACUGAGGACAAAGAAAAGUAUGUUACCCAGUUGGAGCAGCAAGGGUAGUUUACAUAGUCAAAAAGUAGCUUGAGUUUUCCAAGAAUACUACAAUAUCUAUAUUCUUGAAGUAUGUAUCAAGGGACCUGCUAUAAACACUGCCCAAGAGGUAACAGAAACUGCAGCAGGACAAAGACCUUCUCAGUACUAUCCCGGGUCAUCACAGUAAAGUACAGAGGCAAGGACUGUGCAUUUGAAUCGCAGAAGAAGCAUUUCAGUAUCUUCUGAAUAUUUCUCAUCAAGUGCUGACUCUGAAAGACACCUUGAUAGCCUCAAAACAAAGCCUAGAAAAGCAUCGAGCACAAAUACGUAUAUUAUUGGAGAGACUUCAGUAUCUAUGAAUAAUAAACUAGGCAGGGGAUUAAUAAGACUACGUUCCAAGACACAUACACCAGAAAAAUGCACACUAGACAAAAGUUAAACUGUUUGUUACACUACAACACAUAGCAGCUGUUUGUAAAUUCUCAGGAAGAAUCUAGGAGCAAACAUCUCUUGCUCCGUUUGUUUCUGUUAAUCACUAAACACAACAGAUACAAAGCAUUUUCACUGAAAACAUUUUUUUCUAUUUAUGUGUCCUGUAAUUCAAGACAAGGAGGUUGCAAUAACAUUAGCAGGCCACACAUCUGAAAUCCAGAAAAAAUAAAUAUACUUUCAUAUCAUCAGAAAGUUUGGAACUAACAGCCCCAAGAUAAUAAAUCAAAUAGUUAACAGACUCCAAUCAAAGGUAGAAAUAACU